CAACCUUUUGCGAGGAAUAUUGGUGACGUAAGAGCGGUCUCUCCGGUUUGUGUAACAGCAGCGGGCGCGCGCUGGAAGCGGCAUGACGCGGUCCCCGCCUCUUGCUGGAGGCGAGAUAAAUAUAACGCGCGGUCCGUCAAACAACAGACAACACGACUCAUCUCCUGCAACAUGGACGAGCAAAGAUACCCCCUCAAUAUUCAGCUUGUUGGAGUGAUGCAGAAAGAAGUAGCUAAGUUGUACAUGACCACUGUACUCUGGUCAGACCAAAAUGAGAUCACUGUGUACAGAUCGCUCGAAGACUUCAAGAAGCUGCAUAGACAACUCAAGAAGAAAUUCCCUCCUUCAAACCCCUUUAGAAGGUCAGGAAGGAUUGUUCCCAAAUUUAAAGCUGCAAGAGUGCAGAAGAGCAUGCAGAAGUGGAGCCCCAGUAAGUCGGUGCUCAGACUGAAGGCUCUGGAAGAAUACUGCAGUGAACUGCUGAAGAGCGACCCCCGUAUCUGCCAGAGCUCAGAGCUCCUCCAGUUCCUGCUUCCCAAACCCCAGGACCUCGAUUCGGACUUUGCCAAAAACAGUAUCGUGAUCAUGCCAUCAGAAACCUCCCUGAGCAGCGGUAAUGCUGGAAUAAACAACGUUACUCAACCCUUUGUUACUGAAACAUACCGAUGCAUAGCUACUUUUGAGACCAAGGACACCAAGAAUCGGCCCUUCAAGGUUGAGGUGGAUGAGACUGUGGAUGUGCUCAUUAAAGACCAAAAAGGAUGGUGGCUGGUGGAAAAUGAAGCCAAGAAUCUCGCUUGGUUUCCUGCUCCUUAUCUGCAGAGAGCUGAGAUGGAUGAUGAUGGUCCCGAUGUGAUGGACGGCGAAAGCGUUUUCUAUGUUGCCGCCAAAAGUUACAGAGCCAUGAACAGUGAUGAACUAUCAGUGGAGAUCGGGUCUGUGGUGGAGGUGUUACAGAAGUCUGACAACGGCUGGUGGAUAGUGAGGUACAAUCGAAAGGCGGGAUUCGUACCGUCUAUGUACCUGCAACCAUACAAUGACCCACGGAUGCACCUGAUGCCUGCUAAGAGGGAGAUGACCAGCUCCACUCUUGACUUGACACAGCUUCAACGUCCUGGAGAAAAUUUCCUGCAGGUCUCUAGCCGUGAGCUCAGCAGAUCCCAGGGCAACCUGGGACCUCCAAGAAGCACCCUGGACCCUAAAGAUAAGCAGAUGUCACGAUCAAUGAGUAGACUGCCGGACGCUCAUACAACAUGGCUGAAUCCACCAUCAGUGCGAGUGGAGUUUGUCGAGAAUGGGCACCAAAGCAGUGUGAGCUACGACAGCGAAGAUUUCAGCGACGAAAGCAGCUUCUCCGGCAGCGAUUCGCUAAAUUGCUCAUACACAGGAGAGCAAUUACGCAGGAGUUGCACCCCUACGCCUGACUCCUCUGGCAGCCUGAGCCCUGAAAGUGCCGGAGAAGACAAGAUGAUCAGCAGCAGAUCAGACCCCAGUCUCAACAAGAUGCCCUCCUCCCCCAAGGUACCACCCAGACCCCAAGCUCAGGAGAUACUCAACCGCUGCACCACCGUCACACGCAAAAACCUGCAGAGAACCAGUUAGGCCGAUGUCUCAAGCACUUCAGGUUACAUGCUUGAGGAGAGCAUCUGAGAGUCCACGUCCAGGACAGCAUUAAUGUGCACUGGAGUAACGCUUGCUUGAUGCUAUUGUGAUUAUUUGAUGGACAACUUAUGGAGAGAUUCUUGCUACAUAUUUAUACUACUAGAACUAAGCUUAGAUCUUAUUCUUGGAACAGAAUUAUUACGCAUGUUACAAAUGAUGGGUCUCUAAGUUUCUAUAAAAGCUGCUCUUUGGGAUCUGAUAAAUGUAGAUGAUCUUGUAUGUAGAAAUGUAGAAAAGAUAAUGAUCGAAAUUUUUUAGAAUCUUCUACAGAAUAUUUGUAUGUUUCUUAGUUUUCGCUUUCUUUUUCCAUAGUGGAAAUUAUCACUUGUGCCUUAUAUGCAUUGUAUAUCCUGACAUAUAUUAUACAUAUAUAU
Carassius auratus (goldfish) is the source of this 2036-nucleotide messenger RNA. RefSeq names its product NADPH oxidase organizer 1a (gene noxo1a). The record is from RefSeq and is a predicted model, not a curated record. NCBI's taxonomy places the organism in Eukaryota, Metazoa, Chordata, Actinopteri, Cypriniformes, Cyprinidae. The transcript is spliced from 8 exons. Gene Ontology annotation, cellular component: cytoplasm. Gene Ontology annotation, molecular function: superoxide-generating NADPH oxidase activator activity; protein binding; phosphatidylinositol binding. Gene Ontology annotation, biological process: superoxide anion generation. The coding region runs from base 172 to 1602 and encodes 476 amino acids.